Messenger RNA from Corylus avellana, 1058 nucleotides. RefSeq lists its product as uncharacterized. The record is from RefSeq and is a predicted model, not a curated record. NCBI's taxonomy places the organism in Eukaryota, Viridiplantae, Streptophyta, Magnoliopsida, Fagales, Betulaceae.
UUGAGGACACUAGCCAACUGUCAGAUCAUUAGACCAACAUAACCAGGUUCAGACCAUUGGAAGCAAGUGAAGACGGAAGAGAGGUUUCGGAAGCAAGUGGACCUUCCCCAUAUCAGAAAGGCGUAGCUAGCAUAAGAAGCACUUGCAAGUGUGAAUUCUAUGCAGGCCAAGAGACUUUAAAUAAAGCCAAGCCUAUUGAGGAUUCUUGCCAUACUGAUCAAGCCCAUUCGAAGAUUCAUAAUCAUUGACGCCAGCACCUAACAUGGAAGCAAAAAGUAUAUGUCUGAAGCUUUUCAUAGACAAGAAGGGCCGACGGGUGCUGUUUGCUGAAGCAAACAAAGACUUUGUUAAUUUCCUCUUUACCAUUUUCACUCUGCCCGUCGGAGCUGUUACGAGUCUCCUAAAAGAGGGAGGCGGCAUGGUAGGCAGCUUGCCAAGCCUAUACAAGAGCAUUGAAAAUAUGAGAGUUACUCGCAUAUUCCAACCAGAUGAAAGCAAGCGCUUUCUGUUGGAACCCAUGGUAUUCAUGCCUGGUGCUAAAGGCCCUUUCUUAUUGCCAAACGUUUGCUCAACACUCCGUCAAUUCUAUAGGUGUCCGCGCAUCUCCAAGGGUUGUGAUACUUUGGUGGCUGAUGACAAUAGCUCAGUUUGUCCCAAGUGCAAUUCUAAGAUGAACCAGAUCGUAACAUUCAUAGACCCACCGGGUAGGGAAUCCCAAGGUUACCUGGAAGGGGCAUACAUGGUAAUGGAUGAUCUGGAGGUGAAAGCCCUGUCCACCAGCGCUCUUGUCACUCUGGCCAGCAGGUUUAACGUCGAGGAAAAAGGGGGUAUUGAGGAGAAAGUGGUCGAUUUGGGCAUGAAUGAGGGUGUUAAGUUGCUCAAGGCUUGUCUACAAUCGAAAACAGUAUUGACUGAUGUUUUCCUCCCGGCGGACAAAAGUGUUGUGAAAGUUGGUUCAGCAUGGGGAACGCUGAAUCCUGUAUGGGAAACAUGGAAUCCUGUAUGAUUCAGCAAUCUUAAAUAGAGAAGAAUUAUACUUAUUUUAGUAAUUGACAACA